Molecule: messenger RNA, 1458 nt
Organism: Trichoderma reesei QM6a
Lineage: Eukaryota; Fungi; Ascomycota; Sordariomycetes; Hypocreales; Hypocreaceae
Exons: 3
Coding region: 1-1458 (485 amino acids)
Molecular function (GO): oxidoreductase activity; FAD binding
Source: RefSeq, a predicted model, not a curated record
AUGUAUCCAUUCGCUCUCUGCCUAUUGGCCGCAGUGUCAUCUGUCUCUGCGUCAACUGCUCAGACAUGCAAGACUCUCGACGCCAAGAUCCCCGGCCGUGUCUCUUACCCAGACAGCACCGCAUACAAUGCUUCCAUCUCGUCCUACUACAGCGGCCAGGAACGGGAUUUAAAUCCCGGUUGCAUCUUCAGACCUACCAGCACUUCUGAGGUCUCUCAGUUUAUCAAGCUGGUGACUUCGAGCGGAAACACUCAGUUCGCCGUGAGAGGAGGUGGUCAUACCCUCUGGCCCGGCGCCGCCAAUGUCGAUGGCGGCAUUACUGUCGAUAUGCGUGCGAUGAACAGUCUAUCGUUGAGCGAAGACCACAAGAUUGCCCAUCUGGGAGCGGGAGCCGUCUUCAGUGACAUUUAUCCCCAGCUUACGCCCUAUAACCUGACUGUUAUGGGAGGUCGGGUCCCAGGCAUUGGGGCAGGAGGCUUCGUCACCGGUGGCGGCAUCACUUUCCUAUCCCGCAAACAUGGCUUCAGCUGUGACAACGUCUAUGGCUACGAAGUCGUCCUCGCUAGCGGCAAAGUUGUCUACGCCAGCCAGAGCUCCAAUUCCGACCUCUGGCUUGCCCUCAAGGGCGGAUCAAACAACUUUGGCAUCAUAACCCGCUUCGACCUUGCCGCCUUUCCCUUGGGCAACAUGUGGUACAGCGAUCUGAGUUACAAUUACACCGACAGCGUGUUGUCGGCCAAUGCCAAGGCCUUCAGCAAGUUUAUGAAGCCGGCCAACUACGACAGCGCCGCCAUGAUGGGCAUGUUCGUGUACUAUACGAACCAGGGCUUUGGCGUUUCGAAUGCCAUGUGGUAUGUUGAAGACGUUGCCAAUCCAAAGGUUUACGAUGCCUUCACCCAAAUCCCCAACCUAGGCGGCGUCUCGGAGCUUGCCACUGUUGACAAGGUCGUCAACGACUUCGGACAGAACCUUCCAGCAACUACCGGCCGGUCAUACCAACUCACCUUCACGUUCAACAACCCCCCUGCUUCCGUCUACCUGCAGCUGAUCCAAAUCUGGGAGAAACGCAUCACGGCUCUCUCAAAGGUCGAAGGGCUCUUCAUCGAGUUCCUCUUCCAACCCCAGCCUGUCACCAACGGCACCAACAUGUUUGGCCUGACCCCAGGAAAGACUGACUACGUGCUCAUCGACAUGACGGCCGCCUACGACAACGCGUCUGACGAUGCUCUGGUUGAGUCCGUCAUCAACGACAUUGUGAAGCAGCAGCGCGCACUGCUGAAGUCGAGUAAAUACCUUGUCGACUUCAUCUACCUCAACUAUGCCGACAUUUCGCAAAAUGUGCUGAGCACCUGGGGCGCCGGCAAUCUCGCGAAGCUGCAGGCCGUCAGCAAGAAGUACGAUCCAAAGGGUGUUUUCCAGACUAGAUCUCCUGGCGGUUAUAAGUUGUUUAAGAAAUGA